This is a messenger RNA of Misgurnus anguillicaudatus (oriental weatherfish), 2153 nucleotides long. Its product is annotated as heterogeneous nuclear ribonucleoprotein C. Gene Ontology annotation, molecular function: RNA binding. The record is from RefSeq and is a predicted model, not a curated record. NCBI's taxonomy places the organism in Eukaryota, Metazoa, Chordata, Actinopteri, Cypriniformes, Cobitidae. Gene Ontology annotation, cellular component: nucleus.
GUGGUUUAUUGUCGGCGAGGCUGCGCGACGCCAUUUCAUGCACUCAAUCGCUCGGUGUCUGCUGAACAAGCUGGUACGGACUGUAUCCACAAUAACAGCACCGAAUUUUAAUCGUUUUUAGUGUUAAUCUUCCGGUAUUGGUCAUUCAGCCAAUGAAAUUACUGAAGUUUCGAUGUGACUUGUGAUAACUGCACCUUUUACAGCCUAAUUUGCAUUCAAAUCAUGGAGUCUGGUCUAAAAACUUCUUACCCCACAACCAGUAGCCUAAUGGCCAGUAACGUAACCAACAAGACAGAUCCACGGUCUCUAAACUCCCGUGUGUUCAUUGGCAACCUAAAUACUUUGCUGGUCACCAAGGGUGAUGUAGAGGCCAUCUUCAGUAAGUACGGCAAGAUAGUAGGCUGCUCCGUGCACAAGGGCUUCGCGUUUGUUCAAUACGCCAAUGAGAGGAAUGCUAGAGCGGCGGUAGCAGGAGAGGAUGGGAGGAUGAUUGUUGGACAAGUGCUUGUAGAUAUCCGGGACGAGCUUGGAUUCCAGCUGUUUCUGGAGCAAGCCGUGGAACGGCUGGAGGACUACAGAGCAGACAUCAAUCUAGCGGGUGAACCAAAGCCUCAUCGGUCAAAACCCAUUAAGCGUUCUGCAGGAGAUAUGUUCAGUUCAUCAUUCGAUCUGGACUAUGACUUUCAGAGAGAUUACUAUGACAGGAUGUACUCGUACCCGUCACGUGUACCCCCACCACCUCCUCCUCUUUCCCGGGCAGUGAUUCCAUCCAAGCGUGCACGUGUGAGUGUGAACAGUGGCACCCGCAGGACAAAAAGCAGCUUUUCCUCCAAAAGCAGCCAGCAUACCUCCCGCACCAUGAAGGCUGAUGAUCUGCAGACCAUUAAAAAAGAACUCGCCCACAUUAAACAUAAAGUAGACUACUUAUUGGAGAGCCUGGAGUGCAUGGAAAGAGACCACAGCAAGAAAUCAGUGAAAAGUGCUAAUAUGGAGGUGUCACCACAGCACUCAAGUGGAAAGAAAGAGCUUAAUAGUGUGGAAACAAAUGACUAUGAGGAAGAAGGAGAUCUGCUAGAAGAGGAGGAGAUAAAGAGUCAAGGAGGGGAGGAUGAGGAGGAAGAGGAGGGUGAGCAGGAGGAAGGAGAGGAUGAUGGAGACAGCACCAAUGGAGACCAAUCUUAAAGGAAUACUUCACCAGAAUUAGAAAAUUCUCUUUUAAUAUACUUAACCUCCUGCCAUCCCAAAUAUAUGACUUUCUGUAGUCGAACAGAGUUGAAGCUUAUUAGUCUUUUUGUGUCACAUGGCAAAACAUGCGUGUUACAACUAGUCAUAAACACGAAAGAUACAGGGAUAUUCAAAGUUAUUGACGUACCACCAUUUUCGAAUUUACGAAUGUAAGUUCUGGCAUGCCACAUUAGUCAAGCUCACAUCAGGUAAUGUCAACCAAUAGAGAAACAACACCUAAUACACUGCAUCCUGUUUAAGUUGCCUUUCUUAGUUCUCCAUCAGCUGCUCAGUCAUGCCCAGUUGCAUUCAGUACAUAAGGAAUAAUUGACAAUAGGUCAUUGAUUUAUUUGAAAAUAAUGCACACCCAAGGUGGUAAUAGGGUACUCCGCUUCACAUCAUGCCAUUACACAGCAGGUGUAUUAUUUUCAAAUAUUUCAAAGGACGGUGUCAAUUAUUCCCCUUCUACCAUGGUUACCACAGACAUUGCUCUGGUGGUUAUUUUAAGACAUUUGACAGGUCAGGUGUGCGUUUAUCAAAAAAUAAUGCAAACCCAUGGAACAUUUCUCAACCAUUUAGAAUAAAGCAUUCAACAUCCUUGUGGUAUAAAUGGUUUCAUCAGACGCACAGGCAUUGUCUAAACAGAACUUAACUUUCGUCUCUGUCAAUGGUCUGAUUAGUGGCUAAACUGAACUUUGGAACAAAUACCUUGUCAAAAAAACAAACGUUUUGGCUUUUUGACGAGGGAAGACAGCGGUCACGAAUCACCGCUAUGUGAAAGGAGGUUUGCCAGACGAUAGUACACAUUUUACACAGUAACAUUGAAUCAGUGUAGUUUUUGAUACGUUUAGCUGUGAUUUCAACUUAGGUAAUCUAAUUGUUCUUUAUUUUGCUUGUUAUCAGAAAUAAACUACUCUAAAAGGACUCUA